Molecule: messenger RNA, 1204 nt
Organism: Helianthus annuus (common sunflower)
Lineage: Eukaryota; Viridiplantae; Streptophyta; Magnoliopsida; Asterales; Asteraceae
Product: putative RING-H2 finger protein ATL21A
Exons: 2
Coding region: 27-980 (317 amino acids)
Molecular function (GO): polysaccharide binding
Source: RefSeq, a predicted model, not a curated record
UCAAUCCAUCUUUGGAAUAAACAUCAAUGGAUCAUGAUCUCAAAGUCUUGUUAUAUCUCCUAAUCCUACUUCAUGUUCUUUCGCCUUCGUUAGCAGCGUCACCAUACAACUGCCCGGUUUCCUUCUGUGGCUCAACUGCAUUCUCAAUCCAGUUCCCGUUUCGUGAGGUGGGUCAACAACAGGACAUGUGUGGCUAUCCGGGCUUCAACCUACGUUGCGACAAACAAGGAAAACUGCUACUCAACCUCCCGAAUUCAGGAGACUUUUCAGUCCGAGCCAUUGAUUAUCGAUCUCAAGUUAUCCAAGUUUAUGAUCCAUCUGGCUGUUCUGCUGCUAGGCGUUUGACUUUAGAUCUUUCGGGUUCACCUUUUUGGGGUACCCCAAGUAAAAACUACACUCUUUUGAGCUGCCCGGUUGAGGACGACAUGUCUAAUCACACAAGUGUUGGUUGCAUAAGCAAUUCUACACAUUCUACUUUAGCCAUUUCUUCUCAGCGUUUUGCUAUGACAAUGGCUAACCAGACCGCGUGUAGGAUCAUUGGUUCUAUAACGACCCCCAUAGCAUGGUGGCAAGACCAAGGUGGACUCACAUCUAACCUAGAUAUCGAUUUAGCUUUGACAUGGGAUGACCCUAAUUGUCGAGAGUGUGCAACCCGUGGCGGGAUUUGUGGUUACACAAAUACCACAAAGCAAGAUAUUACUUGUUUUGACAAUACCAAAAAGGGCAAUAAACAUCAUAUAAUAGGUUUGGUAAUCAUAGCCAUAGCCCUACCAGCCACAGCAGCCUCAAUUGCCUUGGUAUGUUAUAUCUGCAAGGACCGCAGGAGGGUAGCCACCUGUGUUGCAAGAAACGCAACACCCAGCACGCCAGACACCACCACCGUUUCAAAUGGAGAUACGGUCAUAGGUCUGGACCAAUCGACCAUAAAGUCCGACCAUAAAAGUGGAAUGUGCAGUCCAGGUGCAAGAGUAAUGAACUAAAUAUAAGAAAUGAAGUUUAGUCACCUUUGGACUUGAGUUUUGAUAUGGUCUUAAAACAUUGUGUUAAGUGGAAUUUGGAUUUGUAAAUGUAUUUGUAUGUUACCUACAUGUAUUUAAAUGGAUAACAUGGGUUCAAUCCACUGAGACACCUUGUUAUUCUAAUAUUUGUAUCGUGUAACAUACUAAAGUGAUAAUUCAAUCCGCAUGACAUUUUAAUUUAAGCA